AUGGAGGAAGAAGGCGUCGCUGUCGGCUGCGGGGAGGAGGUGGUAGUGGAGCUGGAGGACGCGGUGAAGCUGCUGGUGGAGCACCUCGUGCUGCCGGCGCUGCCGCGCGGCACGCUCCUGCGGGAGGAGGCCCUGGAGCCGGAGAAGCAGGAGACCGUGGCGCGUCAGAUGCACGCGACGGUUCUCUUGUACAACUAUUACCACCGGAAGCAGUUCCCGCAGCUCGAAUUCGCCGACCCCGAGAGGUUCUGCAUGACCGCCUCCCUCACCGCCGGGGACGCUCUGCUCGUGUACCUGAACCAGGUCCACGACCACCACGGCAACGGCGCGGGGGACGGGCUCUCGGUCACCGACAAGGCAGUCAUCGAAGCCUGCGACAUUGCCGAGGCGCUCGACGCCACGAAGGACUCCCCCGAGAUGACUAUGUGGCCAAUCUCCAAGGUCGCUGUUCUGCUUCUCGAUCGGACAAAGAAGAUGUGCUUGCUCGAGCAUGGAUCUGAAACCAAGGGCGUCUUUUCGCUCUUGGAGAAAGAUAUCAAGUCGGCAUUAGGUGGCUCGCGUAGCAGUGACUUGUCCGUGAAGGAGUCAACUAGUAAAUCCGUAGUACUUCCUUCAGAGCCGCUCGUGCUUCAGCAGAUUGCAUAUUCAGAGUAUGACCAAACUGUCAAUAGCAAGCUUAAGGAAAUGCCAAUAGAAGUUCUGAUCGACAGGAUGAGUGGUCCUGUAUUUAGACGUGAUCCGUAUCUUGCAACGACAAAUGUUGUCGAGUGCUAUCAUGUACUGCCAUACAAGGAGGUUGUGUUAAACAUCCAGAACAGGGAAUGGCCUUUGGAUUGUUUAUUGAGUGUGCCAAAAGAACGAUUAUUUCAAUAUGGAAAGCCUUCAUCCCACUCUGAAAUAGAUGAAAGUUUGAAGGAACAAGAAGCCAAUAGCAGGUCUAAAAUGAAUAAAAUAGCCAUAAAUGUUUCAUCAACUCCAAAGAAAAAUAAACAGGUAGUAAAAGCAGUUGGUGAUAGUGGCACCAGCGAAGACAAGAAAAACAGUAACACGAACAGCAAAAGAAAACCUGAAACCUUCAUGGCCACACUUGCUACCUACACGGAGCAUGGGGAUGGCAAGAGCCCCACAAAAGAAACUGAUUCACUUGCUGCUCCAGUUGUGGAAAGUUUAAAAUUCGUGAGUGCAAAACCCACAAAAUCAACAAAUGGAGGGUCCAUAGAUUUACAAGCGAGAGUCCAAAUGGACAAGGACAGAACAGAGAAGCAUUCUAAGAGUAGAAAUAUACCCCAAGAUAUCUUUCUGGUUCCAGAUGUUGAUCCUGUAACUAAGAAUCAUGCUUUGGAGAGCCAAAAGGAGAAAGUCGCAGAAAAGUCUGGUGGCAUCACAGGUAGCAUGAAUAAUGUUCAGAAGUACGCGACACUGCAGUUACUUCAGAAGAUGCGGGAUGAUAGUCUCCGUGAGCUUUGCAAACUUGGAGAUCGAAGUGCUCAGUAUGAAAUGGAAAUUCAAACAAUCUUGACAGAAGGGGAGAUGACACCUAAAGUGACAUCAAUCCUAAAGAAAUAUGAGAAUAGCUGGAACAAGAUGGAAGGUGCCAAUCAAACCUGCUCUAGCGAAGGAUGCCAAACCAUGAACAUAAAGAGGAAGAAACUGAAAGAGGCCAUCCUUCUACGCAACAAAUGCCAGGAACUGGAUGACAUAUGCCGUGACAGCAACUGGAUUCUUCCAAGAUACAACGUACUUCCUUCAGUUACAGGUGAUAUGUACCAGGCCAGCGUCUACCUUACGGGCCCAGAUUUCGUUUUGAGUGCCGAUGAAGACAGCAAGGUCACCCCCCAUGAGGCACGGGACGCUGCGGCGUCCAACAUGCUGUACCAACUUCGGCAAAAGGCAAUGGAAAGCUAG
Molecule: messenger RNA, 1905 nt
Organism: Setaria italica (foxtail millet)
Lineage: Eukaryota; Viridiplantae; Streptophyta; Magnoliopsida; Poales; Poaceae
Exons: 12
Coding region: 1-1905 (634 amino acids)
Source: RefSeq, a predicted model, not a curated record